UAGAAAAUUAAACUAAAACUAAUAGAUUUUAAAUUAGUAGAUUUAUAAAGUAACAAAUGAUUGUUAAGUUCUGUGUUGAAACUAAAUUAAGAAGUGCAAAUUUUAAUAUUUUACAUAUCCAUAACAAGUUUAAUAAAAAUGAAUGUGAAAGAAGUUUAUGAUGAAAAAGUUUAUAAAUUAAUUUCAUGGGUGCAAAAACAGUUUCUAUCAGGCGAACCUGUGACUGGUGAUUUUUUUGAGGAUUUGUUGAAAGACAUAACAUGGGACAAUCAGCAAAUUUUAUUAAAUUCAACAGUAUUACAUCCAUUAGUCAAGAAAUAUCUUAUUAAAAAAGACUAUCAACGAAAUUUUUUACGAACUAUCAUAUCUACACUCGAGAAACAAAAUAUCGAAGUACACGAUGAUUUAUAUACCAAUUUCUGUAGAUUAAAUACAGAAGAAAACUGUGAUAAAAAGUCUUAUAAACACUACAUAGUAGAUAAAGGAGGUUUAAAAACUAUUAUUACUAUUAAGGAAUCAAUAAGUUUUGUAUCAGAAGGAACAACUGGCCUUUGCAGUUGGGAGGCAUCACAAGCUUUGGCAGAAUAUUUUAUAGAAAAUUCAAAUUUAGUAAAGAAUCAAACGAUUCUUGAACUUGGAGCUGGCAUAGGUUUAACAGCACUAUUUUUAUGGACAAUUUGUGAACCAAAAAAAUACUAUGUUUCUGAUUGCCAUAAAUCAGUGCUUGAUCUAUUAAGUGAAAAUAUUGCACUGAAUUUUAGUGAUCAGCGUAAUGAAUACUUGGAAUUUACAAAUUUUACUGUUUGCACCGAGAACAAAAUGAAUGAUGUGGAUACAAGAUUUAUAAAAACAUGGAGAAGUCCAGAGGAUAAUGAGCUAAGUGUAGUAAAUUUAUUAUGGGAAGACACAGAUUAUUUGGAGGAGUUUUCAGAUAUAGAUUUAAUUCUUGCUGCUGAUGUAGUUUAUGAUCCAAGUAUCAUUCCAUGUUUGUGCAACUGCCUUAAAUUAUUAUUGAUGAAAAAUGGAAAAAAUAAUUGUACUGCAUAUAUUGCAUGCACAGUUAGAAAUCAAGAUACAAUUUUGAAUUUUGUCAACAAAAUAGGAAACUUACAACUUGAAAUAUCAAAAAUGACCAGAUUUGCAUUUCCACAGAGUGGCACAAAAUAUAAAACACCAGUGGAUAUUUAUAAAAUAUGCUUGAAGAGAUGACAGAAAAC
This is a messenger RNA of Ctenocephalides felis (cat flea), 1217 nucleotides long. RefSeq names its product protein-lysine N-methyltransferase EEF2KMT-like. Lineage: Eukaryota; Metazoa; Arthropoda; Insecta; Siphonaptera; Pulicidae. The transcript is spliced from 5 exons. The record is from RefSeq and is a predicted model, not a curated record. Bases 139 to 1209 code for a protein of 356 amino acids.